AUGGAUACCAAAAGUCUUGGUGAUCAACAAUUUUGUUUAUAUGCCGCUUUUUUUAACGAUUUGUCGUACAAUAUCAAUCUUGAUACAUGUUUAUUAUCAGCUGAAACAUUAUACAAACAAUUAUCUGAACAUCGUGAUGUUCCUACAUCGAUUGCAAAUCUUUUGGCCAUUAAAGAAUCAAAGAUAUUAUUAUCAUCAACAUCACAAACUAUCGUUUCUUCAUCUUCGACAGCGUCAUUCAAAACAAAAAAAUUGACAUUGGACGGCAAACGCGUUGAACUAGCAAUAUGGGAUACAGCUGGACAGGAAAGAUUUCGAGCUUUAGGACCACUUUAUUAUCGAGAUAGCAAUGGUGCAAUACUUGUAUUUGAUAUUACAGAUGAAGAUUCAUUUGAAAGAGUGAAAAGUUGGACAAAAGAAUUGAGACGUAUACUUGGAAAUGAUUGUGUAUUAUGUAUUGUCGGCAAUAAAAUUGAUCUCGAAAAAGAUCGACAUGUUCCGAUGCAAAUAGCAGAAGACUAUGCAAAAUCAGUUGGUGCUAAACUAUAUCAUACAUCAGCAAAAUCAAACAAAGGAAUUGAAGAAUUAUUCAACGAUUUAGCACAAAGACUGUUAGAACGUUUACCCGCAACAACGGGUGGGACAGACGCUGUUAAUGGUCCGAAUCGUAUAUCAACAGGUAAACCACGUGGUAUUGCUAUAGAACAAUCAUCAACUGAACAAAAUAAUGGUGGACGUUCGGGUGGAGGCUGUUGUUCGUAG
Messenger RNA from Didymodactylos carnosus, 762 nucleotides. The record is from the annotation of a GenBank genome assembly. Lineage: Eukaryota; Metazoa; Rotifera; Eurotatoria; Philodinida; Philodinidae.